UCACAGGCCUGGAACAAAUAAGAGAGCGCUCGAGCCAAGGCUCAGGACCACUCUGUCUCAGGACUUUGGCCUCUUUUUUUCGUUCCUCUCCUGCAUCUCCAGCUCUCCAACAUGACCGAGUUCACAGCGGAUCAAAUUGAGGACUUCAAAGAGGCCUUUGGUCUCUUCGACAGAAUUGGUGACAGCCAGGUGGCCUACAACCAGGUGGCCGACAUUAUGCGCGCUCUGGGCCAGAACCCCACCAACAAGGAUGUCAUCAAGAUCCUGGGCAACCCCACCGCAGAUGACAUGGCCAACAAGAGGAUCAACUUUGACACCUUCCUGCCCAUGCUGAAACAGGUGGACGCUCUGCCCAAGGGUACCUAUGACGACUAUGUUGAGGGUCUGCGCGUCUUUGACAAGGAGGGCAACGGCACCGUCAUGGGUGCUGAACUGCGCAUUGUGCUGUCCACCCUGGGAGAGAAGUUGAACGAGAGCGAGAUUGAUGCCCUCAUGGCCGGCCAGGAGGAUGAGAACGGCAGUGUGCACUACGAGGCAUUCGUCAAGCACAUCAUGUCUGUGUAAGCAGCACGCAGCAGGAGCGUGUUCAGGACAUCGGACACUGUGAGGAAGACCAACAAGAAAAGACAAGGACUUUGUUCAAGGGAUGUUGAAGCGAACCCAACUUGUUUUAUUUUGUUUUCCUUUCCGUUUCAACCCUCCUCUCUCGCGACAUCCCCUUUCCAGUGUAGACCACAUCACUCACAACCCACCGGGGGCGUGUCUCCACUCGCCGCAUGAGGUGAGGAAACGGGGGAGCAGGGGUGACCGCUCAUCAAGUGAGGGUUGAUCCCACCCUUCCCACCGCCACCUCAUUCAGUCGAGCCAUCACUGGCCCAGUAGUGCCAAAGGUCCUGGACAAAGGCAGCGGACUGACCGCCAAAGUGUCCCACCUCCCUGAAAACAGUUAUUUAUUUUCAUUCUGUUCACUGCAGAAUAAACUUUUCCAAAGUACA
This is a messenger RNA of Hippocampus zosterae (dwarf seahorse), 995 nucleotides long. It is a transcript of the gene mylz3, whose product is annotated as myosin, light polypeptide 3, skeletal muscle. Gene Ontology annotation, molecular function: calcium ion binding. The transcript is spliced from 6 exons. Gene Ontology annotation, cellular component: myosin II complex; contractile muscle fiber. The coding region runs from base 112 to 564 and encodes 150 amino acids. The record is from RefSeq and is a predicted model, not a curated record. NCBI's taxonomy places the organism in Eukaryota, Metazoa, Chordata, Actinopteri, Syngnathiformes, Syngnathidae.